ACCUUCAGCAGUCUGUUAUUUAUUUAUCAAUUUCAUUUGGCAUUGACUACAUAUUUAUAUAAAGUCAACAUGGUACCUUCAAUCGAGGUACAUGGCCUCAGCUACAAAUUCCAGGAUGGAUCCGAUGGCCUCAAAGAUGUAGAGCUCAGUCUUCCUUCAAACAGCAGAACGUUACUCAUUGGAGCAAACGGGGCUGGCAAAACAACACUCCUGCGCCUUCUGUCCGGCAAAAAACUAGCACCAACCAACACAAUCGCAAUCGGAGGAAAAGACCCCUUCAAAGACGGUCUUGAAGGCGUCACUUAUCUGGGUAUGGAAUGGGUUCUGAACAGCAUUGUCCGUACAGAUAUUGACGUCCCCACGCUCCUCGCCUCCGUGGGCGGAGACGCAUUCCCUGAACGCCGCGAUGAGUUGAUUGAUAUUCUCGACAUUGAUCUCGGCUGGCGCAUGCAUGCCGUCUCGGAUGGAGAGCGUCGUCGCGUCCAAUUGGCAAUGGGUCUAAUACGGCCGUGGCAGAUCCUACUUCUUGAUGAGAUCACGGUCGAUCUUGACUUGUUAUCUCGUAGUAACUUCCUAUCGUUUUUGAAACGCGAGACUGAAACGAGGGAAUGCACGAUUGUCUAUGCUACGCAUAUCCUGGAUAAUUUGGCGCAGUGGCCGACUCAUCUGGUGCAUAUGCAUUUGGGACAGGUUAAGCAAUGGGGUCCCAUAGAAAGUUUUAAUGAAGAAGUGCCCAAUCGAUCGACGGAGAAUAGUCUGUUGGGAGACUUGGUGCUCCAUUGGCUCAAGCAGGAUUUACAGGCUCGUGGGCCAAGGAAUCCCAAAUCUGGGCAGGGAAGGACGUAUUCGAGUGCUGAGGGGUUGGGUGGCUAUGGGUUGGAGAAGAGGCCUCCAAAGGAGUAAACCAAAAACUGAGGACUUGUGUUCAACACUGUUGUGAUGAUGACGAUGUUUCAACUACUUGCAUUGAAGGAGUACGGUGAUGGAACUUUUUGCAUAGAUCCGGCCAUGUUCAACCAGCUGGGAGGCUUCAACGCCAUGUUAUUGCUUUAGGAUGGAAUUGUGUUUUGCUUGGUGGCUACAUUUACAAGGUUAGGACUUUUGGGUUUGCGUGGAAUAGCAAAGCUUGAUAUUAUAUGUCAUUUCCAAUUCUUUUCAUAGUCUCGAAUGCAACAUGAUCUAUACAUGAGCGACUCUAUAUAUACGCACAGAAGAGUCCUCGCUUGCGACUGCAAGCAGUACGCCCUCUUCAUCUCCAUUAUUCUUGAAUGUUAACGAUCGUUUAGGCCGCCAGGUGAUUUGCGUGAUUGACUUGGACGGAGAAGAUGUUG
Molecule: messenger RNA, 1331 nt
Organism: Talaromyces stipitatus ATCC 10500
Lineage: Eukaryota; Fungi; Ascomycota; Eurotiomycetes; Eurotiales; Trichocomaceae
Product: ABC transporter, putative
Exons: 2
Coding region: 70-903 (277 amino acids)
Molecular function (GO): ATP hydrolysis activity; ATP binding
Source: RefSeq, a predicted model, not a curated record